Messenger RNA from Bipolaris victoriae FI3, 513 nucleotides. RefSeq lists its product as hypothetical. The coding region runs from base 1 to 513 and encodes 170 amino acids. The transcript has 3 exons. NCBI's taxonomy places the organism in Eukaryota, Fungi, Ascomycota, Dothideomycetes, Pleosporales, Pleosporaceae. The record is from RefSeq and is a predicted model, not a curated record.
AUGGCCCCUCAGCGUCCCCGCCAGCUUCCCACUCCCUCCCCCACCCCCUCUCCAGGCCCGCACAAAUCCAACUCCGGCGGCACCUGGUUCUCGCAAUUCGCCCCCUUCGCCUACGAUCCCACUGCGGGUCUAAAAUCCAACUUCGAGCGCCUCGCCAACACGCGAAACUGGGGUAACAAACUCAGACACAAGCGCUGGCACCAAUGCCAAGCCGCGGAGUUCGAUGCUGCGUAUGGGAAGGAUAUAUCGAAGUUGGAGUCGUGGCAGGCGCUUUGUCGCGAGGUGCUUAUUGAUGAGGUGCCGGGCAGUAUUAGGCAGUGCAAAGCGGUUCUCGGAAGCAGGAAUGUACUGGUUAACUUGGUGAAUCUGAUUGAUCAUCGCAAUAUGGGGACGCCGGUGAUACGGUUCAAGAGUUACACGGCGUUUAGGAAGUAUACGACUGAUGGAAGGAUUUUUCCCAAGGAGAAGGCGAAGGAGGAGGGGUUUAUUAGGGCGCUUUUGAGGACGCUUUAG